CACAUAUUAUAAACCUUGCGGUUCAAGCAGCUUUAACUAUGUUAAAAGCUGUACCAUCAGAACAAACGGAAUCAUAUAGGCUUGAGCAAGGCUCUGCUCAUACUUAAGGCUUCGUUCCUAAUAGAGAUGAAGUGGCAACGGUUCUUAUAAAACUACGCCGACAUAUCUAUGUCUUCCGGAACCGUCGAGCAUGGAAAGAUGCAUUGAAAGUGCAAGCAUCUACUAUGGGUAUCCAGGUGGUUUCUCUGUCCCUCGACAUGCCUGUGCGAUGGAACUCAACAUAUCAUAUGCUUGAGAACGCUUUAAAGCUUGAGCAGCCGAUCAAUGCUUUAUGUGCUUCGCAAACGAUGGAUUUAAGUAUGCGUGAUAUUAUCAUUACAUCGAUAGAAUGGCAAGUGUUACAUGGACUCAAAGCGUUCUUUAAGAUAUUCGUCAAGCCUGCAGAGCAAGUUCAAGCUGAUAAUUAUCCAACGUUAAACGUCUGUAUUCCACACUAUCUACGGCUUUUAAAUAAGCUUAAGGCAAUGGAAAUCGCUCCAUCGACUAUAGCAGCAAUUAGCACAGCUUGUAAAGCGUCAUAUAGUAAGCUUGAUACUUACUAUAACCUUAUAACAAAUCAAGGCUCAAGCCACUCGUCAAUUGCUACUAUCUACGACCCAAGAUUCAACUUGAGUAUAUACGAAUUUUAUAUGCUAAAUAGCGCAGACGCUAUAAAACGAGAUAGGGCAAGGGCGCAGUUCGCAGCUUGCUUUAACCGGUAUAAAGACCGUGAGAAUGAUAUACAGGUUGCUGCCAUUGAAGCUACUAUUGCCGCCGAAACAGAGCAGAUAACAACCCCAAGAGAGCUUGAUUCCGACGACGAGAUGUAUCAGCAUCAUAGGCCUUUAAUUGAGGAAGUUGAGUGGCGACGAUGGCUUAAAGAGAGCGGAGUCGACCGCCAUACUAAUAUUCUCAAAUAUUGGCAAGCAAAGCAGUUUUAGUAUCCGGUUAUAUCACGGAUCGCACGGGAUUAUCUAGCAAUUCCAGCCUCAUCGGCAGCGUCAGAGCGCAUAUUUAGUGUCGGCG
Pseudogymnoascus verrucosus is the source of this 1065-nucleotide messenger RNA. RefSeq lists its product as uncharacterized. Lineage: Eukaryota; Fungi; Ascomycota; Leotiomycetes; Thelebolales; Thelebolaceae. The transcript has a single exon. Bases 225 to 980 code for a protein of 251 amino acids. The record is from RefSeq and is a predicted model, not a curated record.